Messenger RNA from Trifolium pratense (red clover), 2379 nucleotides. Its product is annotated as protein FAR1-RELATED SEQUENCE 5-like. Gene Ontology annotation, molecular function: zinc ion binding. The transcript has 3 exons. The coding region runs from base 1 to 2379 and encodes 792 amino acids. Gene Ontology annotation, biological process: regulation of DNA-templated transcription. NCBI's taxonomy places the organism in Eukaryota, Viridiplantae, Streptophyta, Magnoliopsida, Fabales, Fabaceae. The record is from RefSeq and is a predicted model, not a curated record.
AUGCAGGAUAAUGAAUGUCAACCAGUUGAAAUUGACAAGUACAAAGAUAUUUUUCUUGGUCAAGUUGUGCAUAGCAAGGAUGAAGCUUAUAACCUAUACCAAGAACAUGGCUUCAAAAUGGGUUUUAGUGUAAGAAAAGGAAAGGAACUGUAUUAUGAUAAUGAUAAAAAGAACACACGUUUGAAAGAUUUUUAUUGUUCCAAACAAGGGUUUAAGAACAAUGAACCUGAAGGUGAAAUCGCAAGUAAAGUCACUUAUCAAAGGGCUGAUUCAAGAACAAAUUGUAAAGCGAUGGUGCGAUUUAAUGUCAGUAAGGAUGGAGAAUGGCGAAUUACUAAGUUUAUAAUGGAUCACAACCAUGAAUUUGUGCCGCUUGAGCAAAGACAUCUGUUACGCUCUUUCAGAAAAGUAUCAGAAGCCAAAGGAGGUCUCAUAAAGUCUAUGGUGAAUGCUGGUAUGAAAGUUACUAAUAUCUGGAAUUAUUUGGGUGAAGAAGUUGGCGGAUAUGAUAAGCUCGGUAUGACGAUGAAGGAUAUGCAUAAUUUUGUCUACACUGAAAAGAUGAAAUUAAUUGAAGCUGGAGAUGCCCAAUCUUUAGUCAAUCACUUGCAAAAUAGACAAGCACAAGAUGCCAUGUUCUACUAUAGUGUGCAGUUAGACCAAGAAUCACGUUUGACCAAUGUAUUUUGGAGAGAUGGCAAGUCCAGAGUUGAUUACGAUUGUUUUGGAGAUGUUGUGGUUUUUGAUACCACUUACCGCACUAAUAAAUAUAAUUUGAUCUGUGCUCCUUUUGUUGGUGUAAAUCAUCACGGGCAAAAUGUCAUGUUUGGUUGUGCUUUUUUAUCCAAUGAGACUUCAAUUUCUUUUAAUUGGCUAUUUAAAGUGUUUUUGGAGAGCAUGGGAAACAAACAACCAAAAACAAUCUUUACAGAUCAAGAUGGAGCCAUGGCUAAAGCAAUCGGAGAGGUAAUGCCGAAUACAACUCAUCGAUUAUGUUUAUGGCAUAUAUCUAAGAAUGCACCUUCUCAUUUGGGUGGUGAUCUUAAAUCUGAUCUGAAGUUUCAAAGUUUGUUUAGAAAAUGCAUGUCAGGUUGUGAUUCAAAAGAAGAAUUUGAAAGCACUUGGAGUGAUAUGAUUAAUGAGUACAAGCUUCAAAAUCAUACGUGGUUGAGCGGUAUGUAUAAAAUUCGACAUAAAUGGAGCACCGCAUAUAGCAAGGAUGUGUUCUCUGCUGAUAUCAAGUCAUCUCAAAGAAGUGAGAGUACAAAUAGUGUGUUGGGCGACAUUACUGGGAAAACAACUGGUCUUAGUCAAUUCAUAUUAGCAUUUGAGAAGAUGGUAAACAAGUGGCGACAAUUAGAGACUGAAAAGGAAUUCAAAAAUAGCCAAAGUAUGCCUCCCCGCAUCAUAAAUAUCAGCGAAACUUUGCGACAGACAUCUAUGAUAUACACACACAAGAUUUUCAAACUUUUUUUGAAUGAAUAUCUUACUGGAACUGGUGGAAGUACUUCAAAAGACAUUGGGGGAUCUGAUAAUUUGUCAUAUCAUGAAGUGAGUUCAAAUCACAUGUCUAAUAAGAAACAUAUUGUAACAUUUGACUCCUCUGCUACAUCGAUUAGUUGUAGUUGUCGAAAGUUUAACACUAUGGCCAUUCUUUGUAGCCAUGCUUUAAGAAUUUAUAACAUCAAAGGUAUUUUAAGAAUACCUGACCAAUACUUUUUGAGAAGAUGGUCAAAAAAGGCAAGGUCUGUAGUUUAUGAUCACAUACAUGAGAGUGCAAAAGAAGAUUCUCUCUCAAAAAAUGCAAUGAACAAUGACGACGGCGAUUCCAUGAUCCUUUACCGCAAUGCUAUUAUGAAGUUUUUUUAUAAUCUAGCUUUGGAUAGUCAAGAACACAAAGAAACUCAACAGAUAAUGUGGAAAUUGCUUUAUAAUGGAGCUCAGAGUGUGCAGCAAUGCAUUAGUGAGCUCAAUUUGAAUUUAAAAGGAACAACUAGUGACAACAAUUUCACUCAAAAUGAGGAUACUGAACAUGCUGCAAUUUGUAACCCUCUUCCUGCACAAACUAAAGGAAUGUCCUAUACUCGCAAGAAAGGACAUUUUGAAAAAAGGAAAGGAUCAACAACAAAAGAAAAGCAACCUAAAAAGAAAAGAAAGAAAGAUAACUUUUGUUCCAUUAAUUCUUCCAUGGAUGGGCCUUCUAAUGUUCACAGUAACAUAGACAACACUUUGAAUGUUCCAUUUACUUCUUUUGGUGCACCACCCAUUCCAUUUACUAGUAUGCUACAAGGAACUAACUCAUUAGUUCAGGAAUCUUCAAAUCACAGGUUUCCUCCAAGUAGUGCUUUCCAAGAUAGACAAGCACUUGAAAGAAAUUAG